AUGCGCGCGUGGACGGUGGCGCCGCGCGAGGCGUGGACGGCGACGCGCGCGGGCGUGGUGGGUCGACGGACGCGAUGCGAUGGAUGGGUGGACGCGCGCGCUCGGACGCGCGCGGUGGAACGACGGACGCGCGCGCGCGCGCACGGAUCGCGCGCGGGGGCGCGGAUGAUCGUGGGCGCUUUGGACGAAGGGCGAGGGACGGGGAGCGUGACGCGGGCGCUCGGACGAGAUACGCGGGACGGGGAGUCGGACGGCGCCGACGCGAGGCUGGCGGUCGCGCCGGGAUCGAUCGUCGAGAGUGAUUCGCUGAGCACGGAUCUGCGAGAGCGCACGCUGAAAGCGAUUGAAAAGGCAAACUAUCGCGCCACGGCGGGGGACGUGAGCUCGAUUUCCGGCGCGAGCGCGUACGAUACGCAGAGGGCGCUCAACGCGCUCGCGGCGGAUACGCGGGCGACGCUCGAAGUCUCCAGCGUUGGCGAUCUCACGUACGUCUUCCCGAGAUCUAGUAGAGGAAUCUUAGCCUCCAAGUCGUUCAAGAUGAAGUGGGAACCGUUCUUGAACGGAACAAAGGGAGUGCUUUCGUAUUUGUUUCGCGUGGCGUUUGGGACUUCGCUCGUGGCGAGCGUCAUGAUCGUCUACACCGCCAUCUUCGCGCUCAUGGCGAGCUCGAAGAGCGGCGACCGCGAUCGAGACGAUAGGCGAUCGUUCGGUGGGCCGCGAUUUUACAUCUCUCCUUUUGACUUGUUCUGGUAUUGGGAUCCGUACUACUACCGCCGUCGACGCCUCAACCGCGAGAUGAACUUCUUUGAGGCUGUCUUCAGCUUUGUCUUCGGCGACGGAGACCCGAACAUAGAUUUUGAAAAGAUGCGAUGGGAGUUAGUCGGUCGGGCGAUUCGCAAGAACAAGGGCGUGAUGACGGCGGAACAGCUGGCGCCGUAUCUGGACACGGCUGGGUACGAAGAUGAGUCAUUUGUUUUGCCAGCUCUCACCCGUUUCGAGGGCACACCCGAGGUGAAUUCCGUCACCGGGUCGAUAAUUUAUCGUUUCCCAAACAUGGAGUCCACCGCCGGAACGACGUCCACGCGAAGUCGAGGUGAGAGCGAUGCGCUCGCGCAAGAAGAGCGAUGGGUGUUUUCCAAAGCUGAGGCUGCUCAGAGAUUCCAAGCGGGUCUGCUCGGCGUCGCAAACUUGGUGGGCGUCAUCAUCUUGGCCAACAUGAUAAACGAUCCGCAAAUUAUGUACCGUGGUCGCGAUUACAUCGAGCUCGCGCGCGCGUUCUCGGGAUUGCUUCCAGGGUUGAUGACGUACGCGGUGCUGUUCUUCAUCGUGCCGCUCUUGCGAUAUUUGCGUAAUCAGGGUAAGAACAAGGCGAUCGACGCGCGUAACAACGCUCGAUUGCUCGCCGCUCGGCGAAUCGCCCAACCCGAGCCUAGACUUGCCGCCAAACUCGCCGCGGCGUCGUCGUCUUCUUCCCAGCGCGUCGUCGGCAAGGCUGUGUACACCUCUGAGGAGGGCCGGGGCGAUGACUUCGAGCUCUCCGACUUCGAUCGUCGCCUGCGCGAGAGGAAUUAA
Ostreococcus tauri is the source of this 1572-nucleotide messenger RNA. RefSeq names its product unnamed product. Lineage: Eukaryota; Viridiplantae; Chlorophyta; Mamiellophyceae; Mamiellales; Bathycoccaceae. The record is from RefSeq and is a predicted model, not a curated record. Bases 1 to 1572 code for a protein of 523 amino acids. The transcript has a single exon. Gene Ontology annotation, cellular component: chloroplast envelope.